Molecule: messenger RNA, 948 nt
Organism: Rodentolepis nana
Lineage: Eukaryota; Metazoa; Platyhelminthes; Cestoda; Cyclophyllidea; Hymenolepididae
Source: the annotation of a GenBank genome assembly
AUGGCAAGCUUGGGUCUCCUGAUCUUAGCCCUCCCCGAGCUCACUUCUGGAGCAAUUGGACUUCCUUUUAUGCUAAAUGCUUUCCACUUUAACUACUCCAUAGGUGUUCCCUUAAACUCUGAAGUUUAUUUACAUUGUGGGUACUAUACCCCAGCAUCGACCAAUGAUGCCUUUACAUUGAGUAUUUCCUUUGUUCCGGUGGACAGAUUGACACAAAAGCAGCUUGCCGUGGUAGAUUCCGGGUCUUUUUUCUUUCCAAAAGAAUUGGAAAGGGCCCACGAAGACAUGGGAGAAGUGCUAAAUAAGACGUAUUUUGAACCACCAGCAAACAAAUCCGGGAGCGUUACCACUUCGGUGAAAUUUAACAUGGCGCAUAAUUCAACGGGUUCGUAUAUUUGUCAAAUCUACCUGACAAGUCCAAGUCAAAUCUCGGAUGAAGAUUGGACCCUAACUAGAUGGAUGUACUUGGAAGUUCGCUCAAGCCCAACUUAUAGAGAAGCCUUCGUGCCUUUCGCUUUAGUUGGAGUUCUCAUAGUGGCCUGCUUUUUUGCCUUGAGGCCGCGACGAGUGAUUUUCAGGCGCGUUUUGAUUGAAAAAUCGCCGCUUUAUGCAACGCCAGAUAAGCCGACCGUCUACAAACCCCCAAAGAUCACCAUUGUUGAUGGGAGGCCCCCUUUCAUGCUAUAUAUUCGAGAAGUCAUUCAACACACAAGGUCUAAAAGGCUUUCAAAUUUGGCAAUCGACGACAAAGAAGAUGCCUAUUCACCCACAGAUUCCUCUUCUGAGGCAGGUGAUAGCGCAAAUAAUCGCCUCUAUUUCUGUACACCUUCCGACAAGUCGUUUGAAGUUCCUUUAAAUCGACUGAGAGUUGAGCGGCCUCUAGGUCAAGGCGCAUUCGGCAUUGUCUACUUGGGAUCUGCAGUUAAUCUUCCUGGCGGUAUGAAGGGU